Molecule: messenger RNA, 1231 nt
Organism: Carassius auratus (goldfish)
Lineage: Eukaryota; Metazoa; Chordata; Actinopteri; Cypriniformes; Cyprinidae
Product: actin-related protein 2/3 complex subunit 5-like protein
Exons: 4
Coding region: 204-656 (150 amino acids)
Biological process (GO): Arp2/3 complex-mediated actin nucleation; regulation of actin filament polymerization
Cellular component (GO): Arp2/3 protein complex; actin cytoskeleton
Source: RefSeq, a predicted model, not a curated record
UUAAAUAUGCGGCUCUGCAUCGGUGCACUGAAACAGCUCAUGUGCUGGUGUGUGGCGACAUAACACACUGAACGCAGACUAAUCAGCUCGUCCAUCUUUGGAUCUGUUUCAAUGUGAUGCCCCUGAGGCCGACUCUAACUAGAGACUGAAAUCUGCCCUCGGAGCACAGAAACUGUUCGUCCUGGUGAGGGACACUGGCCCCGAUGGCCAAGAACACGCUGUCUUCGCGAUUCAGAAAGGUGGACAUUGAUGAAUUCGACGAGAAUAAAUUCGUGGACGACCACGAUGAGGCUGCCGACCAGCAAGGACCCGAUGCGGUGGAAAUCGACAACCUCAUCAGGCAAGGGGACAUGAUGGGAGCCCUUCAUAUUGCUCUUAGGAACCCUCCAAUCAACAGCAAGAACCCAGCAAUAAAGGAAAGAGCCCAGGCUGCGGUAUUAAGGGUUCUGACAUCAUUUAAGGGCAGCGAUAUAGAGCCUGCUGUUAAAUCUCUCGACAAGAAUGGAGUCGAUCUCCUCAUGAAGUACAUCUACAAAGGCUUCGAGAGGCCCACAGAAAAUAGCAGUGCCAUAUUGCUGCAGUGGCAUGAAAAGGCAUUUGCCGUUGGAGGACUAGGCUCUAUUGUUCGAGUUCUGACAGCCAGGAAGACCGUAUGACUGCCUGACCGGACCUGAAAGAGUGACGCUAAGAGACGCCGAGGACACGAGGCAGGUUUGCCUGUUACUUAAAGGAAAGGAGAAUAGACCAUCGUUUUGAAUGCUACUGUCUUGAUGAAGAAAAAUACUAUGAACUGUAAACGUGAGAGAAACACACUCGAGGCACUCGUUUCAAACAGAAAAAAAAUUUGCUUGUGUAAAAGUGAAGUAACAUUCUUAUGUCAGUAUAUCCUAAAUGAUUCUAUGAUAUACUGGCAUCUAAAAGCUUUCAAUCCGACAUGGUUACGGUGUGACAUGGUGAAUACAGCAUACUGCAUAUUUAAGAUCAAGUGAGUGUGAGCUAGUACAUGUGAGGCUGUUAUUGGAUAUGAGGUGUUUUCUGUGCUAAAAAAAAAAUAGAUUUAAUCAAUGUUUUAUUUUCUUAUUUUAUUUCACAUCUUUGGUCCCAUACUCUUAUGUUUUUGUGCAGAGAUUUAAUAAUGGAACCAGUGAUGUACAUACACCAAAGUGGUAGAGUGGGGAUCAUUGUAAAGUGCCUGCUACAAUAAAGUAAACGGAUCUCCUUUAUGUCGUCA